AUGUCGACUAAACGCAAACUCCCCGCCAAGCUGGGCCAGCCGCUGGUCAAGCAGAGCGCGAAGCCUGUGGCCAACGGCGCCCUCAACGAUUCCAAGGCGGUAGUAUCCUCUGGAGGCUAUGCGGCCAAGCCCACUCUGAACGGUGUCCGUGAUGUCGUCAAUAUCUCGAGCGACGAGAGCGGUGCCGAGGACGAGAUGGAAGACGCGUCGGAUGCGGAGAGCGAUGCGGCUGAGGAACAGGAGGCCCAGUCAGCGGACGGGAAACCAGAUGUCCCCAUGGAGGACGCCUCCCCGAUACCUGAAGAUGGCGACGAAGCGGAAGCUGGGGAGCCGUCUUUUGGGGACAUGGUCCGGGCGAAUGUGUCCGAGCCCAUCGAUGUGGCCGGCGCCUUUGAUGAUUCUGCAUCUCGCGCGGCUCUCGCUUUCCCCCCCGAUGCUCAGAUCCAGGCGCCAUCCGGUGCAUCCCUCGGCACUGUUCUGUCCCAAGCUCUCAGGACCAACGACGUCGCCCUCCUCGAAUCCUGUCUCCACAUCACCGACAUCAACACGAUCCGCGCUACGAUACAGCGUCUUGACUCGCCUCUCGCAGGCACCUUACUACAGAAAUUGGCAGAGCGAUUACACAGGAGACCGGGGAGAGCGGGAAGUCUGAUGGUCUGGGUCCAAUGGACCUUGGUUACACACGGUGGAUAUCUUGCAACGCAGCGAAAUCUGGUCAAGAAGCUGGCGGAGCUGAACAGGGUCAUUGAUGACCGGGCAAAGGGGUUACAGAGUCUUCUCUCCCUCAAGGGGAAGCUGGACAUGCUGGAGGCACAGAUUGAACUGCGGAGGAGCAUGCAAGGCCAACGGCGGCAAUCCGACGAGGAGGACGAUGACGAGGGCGUGAUCUACGUGGAAGGCCAGGAGAGUGACGAGGAGGCGGCUGCUAAGCCGAAAAGACUUACCCAGAAUGGAGAUCUGGAGGAUAUCUCAGACGGAGAGAGCGACAUAUCGGAAGACAUGCCGAUGCGGAAUGGUAUGGUCGCAGAAUCCGAGGACGAGGAGGGAGAGAGCAGCGACGAGGGCGACUUAAUCGAUGAUGAGGCCGAGGAGACGGAUGAUGACGACGCUGAUGAGAAUGAGGUGGACCACGACGAUCUAGAUUCGCAGGGAGAAGACGAGGAGAGCGACGAUGGUGCCCAGGGAGCGCCGCCCUCCAAACUGCCGAGGACGGGCGGUUUGUCGUCGAGGAAGAGAUAA
Messenger RNA from Amorphotheca resinae ATCC 22711, 1239 nucleotides. RefSeq lists its product as hypothetical. Gene Ontology annotation, cellular component: nucleolus. Gene Ontology annotation, biological process: maturation of SSU-rRNA from tricistronic rRNA transcript (SSU-rRNA, 5.8S rRNA, LSU-rRNA). The transcript has a single exon. The coding region runs from base 1 to 1239 and encodes 412 amino acids. NCBI's taxonomy places the organism in Eukaryota, Fungi, Ascomycota, Leotiomycetes, Helotiales, Amorphothecaceae. The record is from RefSeq and is a predicted model, not a curated record.